Molecule: messenger RNA, 1431 nt
Organism: Physella acuta
Lineage: Eukaryota; Metazoa; Mollusca; Gastropoda; Physidae
Product: malate dehydrogenase, cytoplasmic
Biological process (GO): malate metabolic process
Molecular function (GO): L-malate dehydrogenase (NAD+) activity
Source: RefSeq, a predicted model, not a curated record
AGAACUUUAAGACUUGACCUUCACUUUCACCCCCAGCCGGUUUGUCCCCACCAAGGUGUACCUUGAAAAAUUAUCAGUAGGUCCAAGCUGUCAGUCAGAGAGAACCUUCAGAGACCCAAGUUUAAAAUGGCUGAACCUCUUACAGUUGUCGUUACUGGUGCUGCUGGCCAAAUAGCAUACAGCUUAGUUGGUUUUAUCAUCAAAGGAGAAGUAUUUGGCCCUACACAGCCUAUAAAUCUCCAUCUCCUGGACAUCACCCCCAUGAUGGAAGUACUUAAUGGUGUUGUGAUGGAGUUGAUGGACUGUGCUGUUCCUAUUGUUAAAAAUAUUGUUGCCACUGAUGAUCCCAAUGUGGCUUUUAAGGAUGUGGAUGCAGCUUUUAUGGUUGGUGCUAUGCCACGCAAAGAUGGUAUGGAAAGGAAAGAUCUGCUGAAAGCUAAUGUGAAGAUCUUUAAGGCACAAGGUCAAGCAAUGGACAGAUUAUCAAAGAAAACUGUUAAAGUUGUUGUUGUGGGCAACCCAGCAAACACCAAUGCUUGUAUCCUGAGUAGAUAUGCCCCAUCCAUUCCCAAGGAGAACAUCACUUGUUUAACAAGGCUAGACCAGAACAGGGCACAAGCUCAGAUUGCAAAAAGGUUGAACGUAACUACUGAUAAGGUCAAAAAAGUUACCAUUUGGGGAAAUCACUCUUCAACGCAGUUCCCAGAUGUUGACCAUGCCACAGCUGAAAUCAACGGCAAGGUUGUUCCUGUACCAGAGGCUAUCAAAGAUGAUAAUUAUCUGAAGAAUGAAUUUAUUAAGACUGUGCAACAAAGAGGAGCUGCAGUUAUUAAAGCUCGCAAGCUUUCCAGCGCCAUGUCAGCUGCAAAGGCUGCCUGUGACCACAUGCACGACUGGUUUUUUGGGACUGCACAGGACAACUGGGUAUCCAUGGGUGUUAUUUCUGAUGGAAGUUAUGGAGUUGAGCCAGGACUGAUGUUCAGCUACCCCUUGACUAUUAAGGAUAAGAAAUGGAGCAUUGUCCAAUCACUAUCAAUCAGUCCCUUUGCCAGGGAGAAGCUGGAUGCAACUGCUGAAGAGUUGAAGGAAGAGCUGCAAGCUGCUAUGGAAGAAUGUGCAGACUGACUGCAUUUCAGUGGAGAUUUGGCAGCUAGAUAUUCAAAGCCUGCCAACAAACUAUGAUAGAAUACCCUAAAUUCAUCUAGGUGUCAGCAUGAUUUAAUGUUAGUUUAUUGUAAUAGUUUGUUUUAAGAUUUAUUUGUAAUCGGGUAAUGAUUAUCUGUCUGUUUUUGUUGCUUCAAGUUAAGACUAAAGAACAAGAACUAAUUCCUGUUAUUGUUUUUAAUAUAAGAAUGCUCAAUCUUCUGCACUAACAAAUAGAUUGUUUCAGGGUAGAAAAUGGUACUUGUAAUAAAUAUUUUCUUGUCUCAA